AUGAAAGCAUUGCUGGUUCUGAGUGCGGUUCUUGGAGCCGCCUACUGCGGCGGUGGCGGCGGCGGUGGUGGCUGGUCCGGAGGAGGCAGUGGAGGUGGUGGCUGGUCCGGAGGAGGCGGUGGCGGUGGAGGCUGGUCCGGAGGUGGCGGCGGCUCCGGCGGUGGUAAAACGUACAUUGUCAAAAUCAAAGGAGAUGGUGGCGGAGGAGGUGGACACGGCGGUGGAGGCGGCGGAUGGUCAGGAGGAGGCGGUGGAGGUGGCUGGUCCAGUGGAGGAGGUGGAGGAGGUGGUGGUUGGUCCAGUGGAGGAGGUGGAGGCGGCGGAUGGUCCGGCGGAGGUGGUGGUGGAGGCGGUGGAAAAGUGAAGAAAACUUACAUCGUCACCAAACUCAGCGGCGGAGGAGGCGGUGGUCACGGAGGCGGUGGUGGAUGGUCCGGCGGAGGUGGAGGAGGUGGCGGAUGGUCCGGCGGAGCAAACUCGACGCAUCUCGAUCCCACUCCUUCCGGAAUGGGUAGCUCCACGCUGAAUAACUAUAUCUGA
This is a messenger RNA of Galendromus occidentalis (western predatory mite), 540 nucleotides long. RefSeq names its product glycine-rich protein 5-like. The record is from RefSeq and is a predicted model, not a curated record. Lineage: Eukaryota; Metazoa; Arthropoda; Arachnida; Mesostigmata; Phytoseiidae. Bases 1 to 540 code for a protein of 179 amino acids. The transcript has 3 exons.